CAGGUCAGGCCUGCGCGCGCAAGAUCCGCGCAGGCGCUGGCUUGAAGGGGAAGCGGCGGUUGAGAAGGUAUUGCGUCCGAUUACGUGUGUGACAGGCUAUGAGCAGAUUAUGGACAAUAGAACUUUUAAUUAAUCUGUGACCAUCAUGGCUAAUGAAGGCUGUCCGAAGGCUGUUGAUAGUCCAUUUUCAUCAGAUAAACAUGCCCAACUCAUCUUGGCCCAGAUAAAUAAAAUGAGAAACGGACAGCAUUUUUGUGAUGUGCAGCUACAAGUUGGAAAGGAAACUUUUAAUGUUCAUCGAUUGGUCUUGGCUGCCAGUAGUCCAUACUUUACAGCUUUGUUUACUGGAGGAAUGAAAGAAUCCUCAAAAGAUGUUGUGCAGAUUCUAGGAAUUGAAGCUGGAGUCUUUCAGUUACUUCUAGAUUUCAUUUACACAGGUAUAGUGAAUAUAGGUGUGAAUAAUGUUCAGGAAUUGAUUGUUGCAGCAGACAUGCUACAGUUGACUGAAGUUGUUCAUCUUUGUUGUGAAUUUCUGAAAGGACAAAUUGACCCAUUGAACUGCAUUGGGAUUUUUCAAUUCUCUGAACAGAUUGCUUGCCAUGAUCUUUUGGAAUUCACAGAAAACUAUAUUCAUGUCCAUUUCUUGGAAGUUCAUAGUGGGGAAGAGUUCCUGGCACUCACAAAAGAUCAGCUGAUCAGAAUUUUAAGAAGUGAAGAGCUUAGCAUUGAGGAUGAAUACCAGGUCUUCUUAGCUGCAAUGCAGUGGAUUCUGAAAGAUCUGGGAAAGAGAAGAAAACAUGUGGUGGAAGUGCUUGAUCCAAUUCGAUUCCCUUUAUUACCUCCUCAGAGGCUUUUAAAGUAUAUAGAAGGAGUAUCUGAUUUUAAUCUUCGUGUUGCAUUGCAAACACUUUUGAAAGAGUACUGUGAAGUGUCCAAAUCUCCAAAAGAGAACAAAUUUUGUAGUUUUCUGCAGACAUCUAAAGUUCGACCUCGAAAGAAAGCAAGAAAGUACCUGUAUGCAGUAGGUGGGUAUACACGGUUGCAGGGGGGUCGCUGGAGUGAUAGCAGAGCCCUCAGCUGUGUAGAACGUUUUGAUACCUUUAGUCAGUAUUGGACCACUGUGUCUUCACUUCAUCAAGCUCGAUGUGGACUGGGAGUAGCAGUUCUGGGAGGGAUGGUCUAUGCUAUUGGAGGUGAAAAGGAUUCAAUGAUUUUUGACUGUACCGAAUGCUAUGAUCCAGUUACUAAGCAGUGGACAACUAUAGCUUCGAUGAAUCAUCCCCGUUGUGGCUUGGGAGUUUGUGUGUGUUAUGGAGCUAUCUAUGCUUUGGGUGGAUGGAUUGGAGCUGAGAUAGGAAACACAAUUGAACGAUUUGAUCCUGAUGAAAAUAAAUGGGAAAUAGUAGGUAACAUGGCUCUGUCACGCUACUACUUUGGGUGUUGUGAAAUGCAAGGUUUAAUAUAUGUAAUUGGGGGAAUCAGCAAUGAAGGAAUAGAACUUUGUUCUUUUGAAGUCUAUGAUCCACUUUCUAAGCGUUGGUCUCCGCUUCCUCCGAUGGGAACCAGAAGAGCAUAUCUUGGGGUAGCUGCACUCAAUGACUGCAUCUAUGCUAUUGGAGGCUGGAAUGAGACACAAGAUGCUCUUCAUACUGUAGAAAAAUAUUCCUUUGAAGAGGAAAAGUGGGUUGAAGUCGCCUCGAUGAAAGUGCCUCGAGCAGGCAUGUGUGUUGUGGCAAUCAAUAGUCUUCUGUAUGUUGCUGGAGGUCGAUCUGCCAGCCAUGAUUUCUUGGCCCCAGGGACUUUGGACUCAGUUGAAGUUUAUAACCCUCAUUCAGAUACAUGGACAGAAAUUGGUAAUAUGAUCACAAGUCGUUGUGAAGGAGGUGUUGCUGUAUUAUGAAAUACAAAGCAUUAAGAUCACAAAGAACAUUUUGUAAAUGUAAGAGCUGUCCUUUUGCAAAUCAAACAUAUAAUGUUUGGUAACAGGUCACUCUUGAUUCUAUUGAGCUUUCCAUGUAUUAGGUAGAUAAGUAACUAAAGAGUAAGUUUUUUAAAAAUUGAGGAAGAAAAUACAUGUUUAAAAAAUAGGAAAGAGCUCACACAAAUUUGCCAAACUUCUCACAGAAAUGCUGUUUAUGCUCUAUAGUUUUCCAGUUAGACUUAGUUGUAAACAGUGUUUGCUAGAAGCUUCUGAGAGUAUAGUCCCUUUAGCUGUUUUCCCAGUGUACUUCAAAUUGUAACAUAACCCUUAUAUGAUGUAGAAAUAAUAUCUGUGAAAGUUUAAAGACUCCUGAACAUUCAUGAUUUAAUCCAUAGCACCAUUUUUCAUGGCCACAGUUCACCCUGCAAAGAAAAGGGGGUGAAAUAACUUCCUACUUUAAUUUGAUAGCAGUUUUCACUGGCCUCAUUUUAAUGGCAACAGACAUAUUAGGAGUAUGUGGGAAAUAUCUGUAUAUUUAAAAUUUUUGCUUGUUGAUAGCAUAGUAUCAUAGCAUAGGAUGGUUCUGAGAACAUAAGUAAGGAAUUAAGUUUCUUAAUGAUAGUCCUUGGUUGAAAUAGGAUGUUACAAUGGGUCAAAAGCCCAGCAGACAGCAUUAUACACCUAGAAAUUUCUUCCUUGGUUUAUAUGUAGUCACCAAUAUUAUCUCUUUGGUGUUAUACUAGUACUUGAGGAGCUGAGGCAGGAGGAUUACUAGCUCAAGCCUGGGGUAUGUAAUAAGAGCCUGCCUCACAAAAAAAGUUUGGCUUUAGGAAGAAGGAACUUUUAUUAGAUUAUCAAGCUUUGUGAACUUUACUUGUACUUGGACAGACAGGUCUAGGUAUGAGCUUACUGCAGAGCUGUUGCUCAGCUUGGAGAAGGCUGAAUUAUUGGGACAAUUUAGUUUUCAUUACUCCUAGUACAACUUAAAAUGACCUGAUAAAGAUAAAUGUUUUAUGUUGCAAUCGCAGAAGAAUAACAAGUGUUUGGGUUCAACAGGCCCAGAAAAGCCUUUAAAAGUUAAUUGUAAAUAUGCUUAUUACUUCCUAGGAAAAAGAUUAUUUUUAAAACAAUGUAUGAAUAAAGUAUCUAACUUUUUUCUUUUCUUUGAA
Cavia porcellus (domestic guinea pig) is the source of this 3090-nucleotide messenger RNA. RefSeq names its product intracisternal A particle-promoted polypeptide (gene Ipp). NCBI's taxonomy places the organism in Eukaryota, Metazoa, Chordata, Mammalia, Rodentia, Caviidae. Bases 146 to 1900 code for a protein of 584 amino acids. The record is from RefSeq and is a predicted model, not a curated record. The transcript has 9 exons. Gene Ontology annotation, molecular function: actin binding.